This is a messenger RNA of Nicotiana tabacum (common tobacco), 3833 nucleotides long. NCBI's taxonomy places the organism in Eukaryota, Viridiplantae, Streptophyta, Magnoliopsida, Solanales, Solanaceae. The record is from RefSeq and is a predicted model, not a curated record.
ACUACCGAAGAGCUACAUCCGCCACUAACUACGGGUCCUUCAAUAUUACUAAUCAUUUGCUUUCAACAACUUCAUUUAUUCUUUCCCUUCAUAUCAAGAAUUGUAAAAAAGAAGAAGAGGAUACUAGAAUGAUGUUAACCAUGGACAUUCUAAAGGAAAAAAAAAAAAACAAGUGAAUAUUGAGAGUUCUGAGCUCCAUAUCUCUCUUUUUUACUAUGUAUUAAAAUGUUUCUCCAAAAAUUAAGUACAGUAAUUUUUUGUUGUUUGAAGGAAACCUUGAACCAACAAUAAAAUUGUCUCCCGUAUGACUUAUAGAACAUUGGUUCGAACCGUAAAAGCUGCCACUAUGCGAUCUUUCUCCGGGCCCUGCGUGAACGCGGAAUGCCUUAUGGAUCGGGCUGCCUUUAAAUUAAUAUUUUGCUGUUUAAUUGCCAGAAGAAAUUUUUCUCACAAGAUGGUAAAUGACUUUUUGGAAGGAAAAUAUUUUUUUCCGCAAUUAUCUCAACUCUUAACUUCAGAUUAUCACCGAUUACAACCCAGUAUAAUCCCACUUAAUGGGGUCUGGGAAGGGUAGUGUGUACGCAGACCUUACCCCUACCCUGGGGUAGAGAGGUUGUUUCCAAAUAGACCCCGGAUUAUCACUGAUUAAUCAACCUUAAAUAAUUAUUAUCAAACUGCUCAUAAGUGUCAUAAAAACAUUAUCCAAUUUGCUAAACAUUAUUAACAAUCUCUAAUACAUGUUUUUCCUCCAGAAAUAUUUCCCAUUCCCCAAAUACCGGGAAAUGUUCUAUUCAAACACAUUUGGAUCCUUUGCUCCUUGGUUAAAAAAAGCUAAAGUGCAGAUAAAAUGGAUGCUCCUUAACCCUUUACGCAGAAAAAGGGUUAAAAAAAAGUGCAGCCAAAGUGUUGAAACUCGACAUUUACGAUACUUCAAAGUACAGGAAAAUGUAGAGAAAGAAACUAAAAGGAGAAUAACAUAAUAUUUGAGCAAAGAAUAUACCAAAUAAAAUGCAUAUCUUUAUGUCCAACAUCCAGUUUUGGCCCUGCCACAUUAUGGAUUUACAAACAAGAAGAAGAAGAAGAAGUGACUUCUCGAACACCAGCAGUGCAAGAUUACACCACUGUAAUCACACAGACAACAACAACAACAACAACAACAACAACAUAGGCCAGUGUGAUCCCACAAGUGGGGUCUGGAGAGGGUGGGUUGUACACAGUCCUUACCCUUACCUUGUGUGAGGUAUAGAAGUUGUUUCUGGUAGACCCUCGACUCAUACUACUAUAAUCAUAAAGGAGAAUAUUUAUCAAACGAGUAUAGUAAUUAGAUCAUUGUGAGGUUAAACCAGUAUAUAGUAACAAGCUAUUAUUCCAAAAAAAUAGCCGGAUCUGUAAUAAGAUGAAAAAGCAAGAAAGGCUUAUGAUUCAAGCAGGACAAAGAAUUUCUACUGGAGUAGCAAUUCUAGUGUACUAUAAAGUCAAAAGCGAAAGAGAGACGCUUGGUGAUAGCAGCAAGAAGGGAACAAAUGACUAGAGGUCUUGCUUCAAAGAGAUAGGAGACUACCCUUGUGUUUUGCAUGACAAAAGUGUAAAGAAAAUGAACAUCGGACCUAACUCAUCCCCAACAAGUAGAUCAUGAUGCGAAGAUUGUCGGAGACAACAACUCGUAUCUUCAACCAACAUAGAAUACUUAACAAUGUUGAAGAUAAAAUUAAGUAAAUAGAAAGUAUAGAAUCACGAUUGUCGGAGACAACUUCUCAUAUAGGUAGAGAAGUCACCAACACCCGUAAAGUUCGGCAAAUAUUAUAUGUAGUAUAUGUUUUUAGAAAAUAAUGAUAUAUUAAUAGUGGGCACCCUAAAUACAAAGCGGAUUUUGAUUGAAUCAAAAAGUACACCCACGACCUUCAAAUCCUGAGUCCGCCUCAGGCUAUUAGUAACUAUUCUUUAGGUGAUACGAUAGAAUAAAAGUUAUUUUACACCACCAUGAGUGUAGAAACAUUAGAUUCUUUAAUAUUUUGGGUAUUAGAAAGCCAUUACACAUGCACCAGUAUAGAGGCUUGUGAACAAAUAUUUCUCAAGAAUAUGCCCCUCCUAGCAGUAUAAAUUAAAGCCAUUGGUGACUGGUAAGUGGCAUCAAACAUAAUCUGCAGUUAUAACAAGUAGUGAGAAUGGAUCCUUCAGGUGGGUUGAGCAAUAGAGGAAAACAAGAAAUUCAACCACAGACUUCAGUACUAGGAAUCGGACAACCUUCCGAUGAGUUGGGAGAAGAGGAGAAAAAAAGAACUAAAGAUCACCUAUUUCAAGCCUGCAUGGAGAAUAGGUGGACAGAGGUUAAUCGACUGUACAUCAACGACAAGUUUGCCCAAGAAUCCAAGCUCACUAAAUCUGAGGAUACUGUUCUUCACUUAGCUAUCUCUUCUUACCAUCCACAUCGAGAUGACUCUUUACAGCAAACUCAUCUUGAUUGUAUUAAGGAUAUGGUGGCUAAAAUACCACAGGAAAAUCGAUUGUGUAUCUUAAAACAGAAGAAUGAAAAAGGGAACACACCUCUUCACCUUGCAGCAGAACUCGGAAGUGUCCCCAUUAUUGCGUGUUUGGUAAACCCACAAGAACCUGAACUCAUCUGGGAGACCAAUUCAAAAGGGGAAACCCCUCUAUUCGUAGCUGCUUAUCGCGGCAGGCUAGAUGCUUUUCUCUACCUACAUGAGUGUUGCCAAAAUGAAAAGAGCAGAAAAGAUCCAAUUGUACUUUGCAGGAGGGGUGAUGGGGAUAACAUUCUACACGCAGCCAUCUCUGGCGAGUACUUUAAGUUGGCUUUUCAGAUAAUAAAUCACUAUGGGCUACUUGUCAACCGUUUAAACUCAGAGGGCAUGUCUCCCCUACACUUCCUAUCUAGGAUGCCUCAAGUAUUCAAAAGUGGAAGCCAUUUUCGGUACAUAGAUAGCAUUAUCUACUACUGCAUAACUGUCGAAGAGCUAAAGAUAGAGAAAUAUAAAACUGAAGGCAUAGAAGACACAUAUCGUAGACUCCCAGAUAACUGGAAGCUCCCAGAUAACUACCAAACACUGGUGGAGUUCUUGGAACUACUUUGGAAUGGGACCGCAAAUUUUCUUGAUUACAUUAAGGAAAUAUGUAGCGGGAAGCAAGCAAACAAGUCUAAAGCUCUUACUGAAGAAACUAAUGUGAAGCGAGAUAAGAAGUCUCCAGGCAAUCAAGAUGAUCCUGAGAAUCCCCCAAUUCCAGGAUCUACUGGAGUAACUAAUGUGAAUCGAGACAAGAAGUCUCCAGGCAAUCAAGAUGAUUCCAAGAAUCCCCCAAUCCCAGCAACUACUGGAGUAACCAAUGUGAAUCAAGACAAGAAGUCUCCAGGCAAUCAAGAUGAUCCCGAGAAUCCCCCAACCCCAGCAACUACUGGAGUAACCAAUGUGAAUCAAGACAAGAAGUCUCGAGGUAUGUGAUAACCUUUCAGGUUAUGUUGACUUAAGCAGGUGUUUGUCAAACAAAUUGAGGAGCCGGAGUAAAUCCACCAAGAAUUAAAAUGAACAUCUACUGGACGAAUAAAAAAUCUAUUAUUAAAUGGAUUAGUAGAUUAGUAGCACACUAAUUAAAACAGGAAGAGUGUAUGUAUGUGUGUGUUACUUCUUGAGCCUCUUCAUAUGGUUACACCAAUAAUUCUUUACAUGCCAUUUUUCAAAACAUAUUCCCUUCAACUUUUCUUUUGGGAAAGGCUUUUCGUUGCUUAUUCUGUUUUAGAGUAUUCUUUAUUGAAAUCAAAGCAUUGAGCUAACUUAUUUCCAAUUUAUGUGAACAUUUUCUAGGUGAAGAGCAAUGAUANA